AGGCUGCAUCGACCUCGACAUUCGACAAUCGCGGGCAAACCAAGACCGUGCCAGUCUCCCAUCUGCAGCAGACAAGCGAAUCUCUAAUCGCAUCAUCCAUCACUCUGUCUCUCUGGCAUUCUAAUCUUCGGCUCGCGCGACAUAGGACAGCAUGCCAAAAGUGAUCGUGGCACCCUCGGUGCUGGCUGCCGACAUGGGCAACCUCAACCAGGAAUGCAAGCGCAUGAUGGACGCAGGUGCUGACUGGCUUCACAUGGACGUCAUGGACGGCCACUUUGUCCCAAACCUCGUCCUUGGCGCUCCUCCGUUGAGUUCGGUGCACAAGGCAGUUCCAGGCAUCUUCAUGGAUUGCCAUAUGAUGGUCACUGAGCCCGGGCGAUGGAUCAAAGACAUUGCCGAGGCAGGUGGCUCCUCGUACACGUUUCACCUCGAGGCUGCUUACGACCCGCUCGACAUUGUGCGCAAGGUGAAGGCCGCCAAUAUGCGCGCAGCAGUCGCAAUCAACCCGGGUACGCCAACGAGCGAGAUCUCAAAUGAGCUAGGCGAGUCUGUCGACAUGAUCCUCGUCAUGACCGUCUGGCCUGGCUACGGAGGCCAAAAGUUCAUGAAGGAGUGCAUGCCAAAGGUGGCCGAACUCCGGGCCCGGUUUCCUAACCUCGACAUCGAAGUCGACGGAGGUGUUGGACCAAAGACCAUCGACCGGUGCGCCGAUGCGGGUGCCAAUGUCCUCGUGGCCGGCACAGCCAUCUUUGCGGCCGAAGACCCCAAGGAAGUCAUCAGCUUCCUGCGACAACGUUGCGAAGAAGCCCAGGAGCGCAUCAAGGCCGAGCGCGAGCAGAUCCUCUUCGACCCGAGCAGUGCAAUCGAUGACGAGGAGGGCGAGGACCUGGCGGCGCUGGAGGGCAGGCGAUCGAGGGCAAUGACGCCACUCAGCCAUCCGAGGGCCUACAUUCGGAACCUGGCCCUUCGUCGUGACUCGACGGCAUCGACGGACGGCAAGAUGAUCAAGAGCGGCUACGGCGUGCCCAGCCCGAGCGUGUCGAGGAGAGGAAGCGAUGCGUUGGGCGCAGUCGGCGACAAUGGUGUCCUCUUCAAUGGUGCAGUUGGCAUGACACCGAUGCACACGGACUGAUCCUUCCUUUUGGCUACGGGUUCUGCUUCUCGGCUCUCAUGAAUCAAUGGAUGUAUGAUGAUUGCUUUGGAAACGGCAUAGGGCAAAGAGACAGAAGAAGGAAAGCGGGGGUGAGGGGGUAACUACCGGAGCUUAUCGGCAAGAAGGGAGAACUUGAACCACGUUGCGAGGAAACUUGAUAGUGCGGACGAGGUUUUUGAGUGACCUUGACGGAAUUGGAAGGCAAU
Acaromyces ingoldii is the source of this 1359-nucleotide messenger RNA. RefSeq lists its product as hypothetical. Gene Ontology annotation, biological process: pentose-phosphate shunt, non-oxidative branch; pentose-phosphate shunt; carbohydrate metabolic process. Gene Ontology annotation, cellular component: cytosol. Lineage: Eukaryota; Fungi; Basidiomycota; Exobasidiomycetes; Exobasidiales; Cryptobasidiaceae. The transcript has 7 exons. The record is from RefSeq and is a predicted model, not a curated record. Gene Ontology annotation, molecular function: D-ribulose-phosphate 3-epimerase activity; metal ion binding. Bases 152 to 1132 code for a protein of 326 amino acids.